Messenger RNA from Penicillium verhagenii, 237 nucleotides. RefSeq lists its product as uncharacterized. NCBI's taxonomy places the organism in Eukaryota, Fungi, Ascomycota, Eurotiomycetes, Eurotiales, Aspergillaceae. Bases 1 to 237 code for a protein of 78 amino acids. The transcript has a single exon. The record is from RefSeq and is a predicted model, not a curated record.
AUGACUGGGUCGUCAUUACCAAGACAUACAUAUUCCACAACAAAGGCUGCUGAAGCGACCAAAUCCGCUACAGAACAACAACCCCAAGGAGGAACCGACAAGUUGGAUCCUUCACAAGAAGAAGACGACGCUGUUAACAAAGACGUACAACAACCUUCGCCAUCGCCGGAUACAGACACAGGAUCAUUGAUUACUGAUACUAAGGAUCCGAAUAACACCAAUACACCGACACCAUAA